Messenger RNA from Pipra filicauda (Wire-tailed manakin), 4562 nucleotides. RefSeq names its product NAD kinase (gene NADK). The transcript is spliced from 12 exons. Lineage: Eukaryota; Metazoa; Chordata; Aves; Passeriformes; Pipridae. Gene Ontology annotation, molecular function: NAD+ kinase activity. Bases 167 to 1492 code for a protein of 441 amino acids. Gene Ontology annotation, biological process: NAD+ metabolic process; NADP+ biosynthetic process. The record is from RefSeq and is a predicted model, not a curated record.
CCGGGCCCUCGCCCCGCACCGACCGCCCCGCGCCCGCCACAGCGCCCGGCACAGCGCCCGGCACGGCGCUCAGCACCGCCCGCACCGCCCGCACAGCCCGCACCGCCGCUGAGACACCGCCCGCGGGAUCGAAUUUCUCUCUGGCUGAGGCUCCUUCGCUUCCAGGAUGGAGAUGAGUCGGGAGAAGCUGUGUGCCAGCAAGGCUGAGGGCAGCUCAGACUCUGGCUAUCACUGCUCAGCCUGUCACGAUGACGAGGAGUGGGGCAACACCAGCCGGGGACGGUCCAAGUCACGAAGUCUGUCGGCUUCACCAGCCCUGGGAAGCACCAAAGAAUUCCGGAGAACGCGCUCCCUGCACGGACCAUGCCCAGUGACCACGUUUGGACCAAAGGCCUGUAUGCUGCAAAACCCUAAAACCAUUAUGCACAUCCAGGAUCCAGCCAGCCAGCGGUUGACGUGGAACAAACCCCCCAAGAGUGUCCUUGUGAUCAAGAAGAUCCGUGAUGCCAGUUUGCUGCAGCCUUUCAAGGAGCUUUGCGUGUACCUGACCGAGGAGAACAAUAUGAUAGUGUACGUAGAAAAAAAGGUGUUGGAAGACCCUGCCAUAGCUAAUGAUGAGAAUUUUGGACCAGUGAAGAAGAAGUUUUGCACCUUCAGAGAAGAUUAUGAUGAUAUCUCCAAUCAGAUAGACUUUAUCAUUUGCCUGGGAGGAGAUGGGACCUUGCUUUAUGCUUCUUCACUCUUCCAGGGUAGUGUCCCUCCAGUUAUGGCUUUUCAUCUGGGAUCCCUUGGAUUUCUUACUCCAUUUAAUUUUGAGAAUUUUCAGUCCCAAGUCACUCAGGUUAUAGAAGGCAAUGCAGCUCUGGUUCUCAGGAGCAGGCUCAAGGUGAAGGUGGUGAAGGAGCACAGGGAGAAGCUGACGGUCCAGAACGGGAUCGAGGAGAACGGAGUCGUGUCUGCAAACCUGGAGAAAGAAGUGGGCAAGCAAAUUAUGCAAUAUCAGGUCCUGAACGAGGUCGUGGUGGAUCGUGGUCCUUCCUCCUACCUGUCCAACGUGGAUGUGUUUCUGAAUGGACACCUGAUAACCACGGUGCAGGGAGAUGGGGUCAUUGUGUCCACCCCCACGGGCAGCACGGCGUAUGCAGCUGCAGCAGGAGCCUCCAUGAUCCACCCCAACGUUCCUGCCAUCAUGAUCACCCCCAUCUGCCCACACUCCCUGUCCUUCAGGCCCAUCGUGGUUCCUGCUGGGGUGGAACUCAAGAUCAUGCUGUCCCCUGAUGCCAGGAACACAGCCUGGGUUUCCUUUGAUGGAAGGAAGAGGCAGGAAAUAUGCCAUGGAGACAGUAUUAGCAUCACUACCUCUUGCUACCCCCUUCCUUCCAUCUGCUUCCGAGACCCCGUGAGCGACUGGUUCGAGAGCCUGGCCGAGUGUCUGCACUGGAACGUGAGGAAGAAGCAAAACAACUUUGCUGUGGAGGAAGAAGAAUUUUGAGUGUCUGCAUCUCCCCAGACCCGUGGGAAUGGAGUGUGGCAGUAUCCCCUCUGUCUGCUUGGAUUUUGGAGCCUUUGGCUGCCAGCGUGGACCUGCGCUGUGGUUGUGGUUUUAUAUCUGUGAGAUCCCGUGGCUGGGAAUUGUGUUACUGCUCCCUGUGCAACCAAGGGUAGGGAUGGAAGAAAUUGGGCUCUAGUUGCUGUAGUCCAGGGUGAAUUUCCUUCUGGAAACUGGAUUCUUUCUGAUUGAGAGCGACAGCCACAUCUGCAGCUUUGAUUGUAACCUCUCCCUUACCAAGGGCAUGAAUGUAGAUACACCCCAGGAGAGUGGCAUUAAAACAGCCUGGUUUAUUUGGUAUAUUUGUAAUUCCAUUGAACACUGCUACGAGUAUAAAGGCUCUAAGAAGUUUUCUUAAAAAAAAAAAAAAAGAUAAUCUCUCCUCUUUGUUAGCUUAAAUACAUCUGGCCCAGAAAACACUCUCUUACUCUCAGAUGUGACACGCUGAAGAAACACCCCUGGAGGAUGUUUUUUAUUGAUAGAUGGAACUAGCACAAAAAAGUAUCUAUUUUUUAUGUAUACAUUUCUGUCUCUUGUGCCCAUUUGAACAGUGGCUGACCCUUGGCUGUCAGCACUGUGGAAAUACCCACAAAUAUUAUUAGUUAUUGCAGCUAUCUCUGGUUUUGUAGCUGAGCUGCUUUUAGAGCUCUGCAGUUCCUGCUGCUGGGAAUCAUCCAUGUGUUGUGUUUUUCUAAUUCUUUUUGUUUGAUUCCCUGGAAUAGCAUUAGAGACCACCAUGUUUUUUAAAAAGAAAAAACAAAACAGUCCUCCAAGUGUUCAGGAAGAAUCUGGACUUCAAUUGCUACAACAUUGUCUAGUUCCACUAUUGUCUUGAGGAAAAUAUCCUGUAAUGCCCUCAACUUCCAUGGAUAUCCCUUCCAGCUCUUGGUGCUGAGUAAAAGAGGACGGGAUACUGCUCUGGUGGCUGGAGAAUUGGAGAGGACACAUUCCCAGUGGAGUAGCAACGGUGCCUUCAGCGCUCAAGAUUAUUCUGAGUCUCGUGUUUUUCCUUUUCUAAGAUGCUUUCAGAGGUUUCUAACUUCUCUCUGUACAUAUUUUAUCGUCUGUGCUUUUUCUGAAAGAACAAAAAACAAAAAAAACCCAACGGAAGAACUGGUUGGGGGGGGAAAAAUAAAAAAGGGUUUGCCCUGUACUUUACCUGAGAACCAGCAAACCCCAGGAUAAUGUUUACAUUUAUGUUCUCUGUGGUGCAGUCUCAUGAUCAUUAAUUACCCAAACUUUAGCAUUUUUCAGUCUUGCUGCAUCGGCUGGUGAAGGAGUGGGCAGGAGCUGUUGCAGUUGGAGUCUUGCAGUGGAAUUAGUUUCCUGGUUGAGGUGGGAUUUCCUUGGAAACAGAGUGAGGAGCUCUGGUGAACUUUCCCUGGUCGUCUUACGUUGUUUCUGUGGUCCAAAGUGGAGAUGGGAAGUGUGUUCAUUCCCAGACCCUGCCUGGCCUCUUGUCCUCUGAUGGUCUGAAUAAUGUCUCAUCCAUUCUGGGUGCUGCCCUAGUCUGAGUUCAUUAAAUCCAGGUGAGAGCACUUUGCCAUAAAAGAGAAGCAAACUCUUGGUUCAAAUCACAGUGAAAGUGUGUUGGUAGAAACGAACACUCGGUUUGUAAAUGCUGUAAAAUAGAAUAUUGGUUUGAUUUGGUCUAAACAGACGGAUUUUGUGGUACCUGGGAGAAUAUCCAGGUAAGCUUUUGGGAUUUCUCUUUCACUUGAAUCUGCAGUAAUUGCUUUAUCACUGUUUUCGAAGCUGCUUACGGGUUUGCUGGGUGGAGUAUCCAGUUAUUUGAUAACUGUUUACUUUUUGAACUGUAGAAGUGUCAGGCUUUUUUGCUUUGAAACUAUUUUAUUUAAACAUGCAAUAAUUGAGAGAAGGAACAGGGUAUGGGGAAAUGCCUGGUGAGGUGGAAAAGGAGUGGAGUUCUAGGCACACUAGGAAGUGGGAAUCAUUUUGCAGAGGCAAGGUGAAAUGAUUUAUGAGCCUUAUCUAGUAUUUUUUUAAAGAUAAAACUAUAUUCAGCACUUUUUAUUUAUGCUUUUUAUAAUAGUAAAGCUGUUCUUGACUAAGUGGCCGGACUUUUGAUUUUCAGAGUGCACAGGUCAUGGAAUCUGUAAUCAAAGUGUACUGAACUACUUUAGAUCUACGUUAGGGGUUGGCUUUGAAUUUAUUCUUUCAAUUUAUCACCCACUGCAGCUGCACUGCUGGCUCUGAGGCUGCUGCAGUUUUGCUUGGGGAGCACUCCCUGCUGAGGAGGUGUUUGGGUGUGUGCUCAGCCAAGGCAGAGCUGCAUCACCCACCCGAGGCAGGGCUGACUCGGGGCUUGAUUUUUCCUUCCAAAAGCUGCCUUGAUCCCAGUUAUCCCAACUGCUCUGUGCCCAAGCACGGCCCAGGCUGUGCUCAGGCAUCUCAGACUUAUCUGAGUGUACAAAGUCCCUGGGCAAGGCUUUUAAUCCACGAGCUGUAAUUCCCAAACCGUAAUUCCCAAGCAGGAGAGGGAGGCUGAGCAGCAACUGGGGUUUUCAGACUCAGCUGCUGUCACGUGGGUGAAUUUUUUGCUCAGAGCUGAACCAGAAAAAAAAAAAAAAAAGCUGUAAAUGCACACUCGGUUCGUUGGCAAUAAAACCUCGUUCUGCUGAUGUAGCUCAUUCGAAUUAACUCGUUGAAACUGUACUAAAAACAAAAAAAAAUAGGGUUUUGCUGAUUAGGAGUUUCUAAAACAAGGGGUUUGUGGGUGUCCCUGUACCCUGCAGAUCCUUUCCAGUCUACAAAGGGCCAAAAUGGAAGCUGGGAAAAUGAAUUUGUUUUUUUUUUUAAAAAAAAAGUUAUUAUCCUCUAGUAGAAAUUGAAGUCAUUAACAACUGUGUAGCACGGAAUAAAGCAGUGUACUGAAUUUUUAAAAGCUGAAAAAUCCUGUUACAUAUUGUUAACGCAUUGAGAACUCGUUUUGAAUAUUGUUGAAAACGAAUAUUUUUCAAUCCUUUCAAUAAAAUCUUUUUGUAAAGUUGCA